Molecule: messenger RNA, 4437 nt
Organism: Lampris incognitus (smalleye Pacific opah)
Lineage: Eukaryota; Metazoa; Chordata; Actinopteri; Lampriformes; Lampridae
Product: transcription factor COE1-like
Biological process (GO): regulation of transcription by RNA polymerase II
Molecular function (GO): DNA-binding transcription factor activity, RNA polymerase II-specific; RNA polymerase II cis-regulatory region sequence-specific DNA binding
Source: RefSeq, a predicted model, not a curated record
AUGUUUGGGAUCCAGGAGAGCAUCCAGAGGAGCGGCAGCAGCCUGAAAGAGGAGCCGCUGGGGAGCAUGAACGCGGUGCGGAGUUGGAUGCAGGGGGGCGGUGUGCUGGACGCCACCACGGCCGCGCAGAGUGGAGUGGGUCUGGCGCGGGCUCACUUUGAGAAGCAGCCGCCCUCCAACCUGCGCAAGUCCAACUUCUUCCACUUCGUGCUGGCGCUAUACGACCGGCAGGGUCAGCCCGUGGAGAUCGAGAGGACCUCCUUCCGCUUCGUGGAGAAGGAAAAGGAGACGAGCGGGGAGAAGACCAAUAACGGGAUUCAUUACCGGCUGCAGCUCCUCUACAGCAACGGCAUCAGGACGGAGCAGGACUUUUAUGUUCGACUAAUAGACUCCAUGACUAAACAGAGAUCUGCAGAGAUCUGCACAGAGAUCUGCACAGAGAUCUGCAUAGAGAUCUGCAGAGAUCUGCACAGAGAUCUGCACAGAGAUCUGCACAGAGAUCUGCAGAGAUCUGCACAGAGAUCUGGACCGAGCUCUGCACAGGGAUCUGCACAGAGAUCUGCAGAGAUCUGGGACAGAGAUCUGCACAGAGAUCUGCACAGGGAUCUGCACAGAGAUCUGCGAAGAUCUGCACAGAGAUCUGCAGAGAUCUGGACAGAGAUCUGCAAAGAUCUUCACAUAGAUCUGCAAAGAGAUCUGCAGAGAUCUGGAAAGAGAUCUGCAGAGAUCUGGACAGAGAUCUGCACGGAGAUCUACACUGGACAGCCUACAGAAGAGACGUUCUUCCUCAAGUUUUUCCUCAAGUGCAACCAGAACUGUCUAAGAACGCAGAACCCCCGAGACAUGAGGAGGUUCCAGGUGGUGGUCUCGACUACGGUGAGCGUGGAGGGACACGUGCUGUCGGUGUCGGACAACAUGUUUGUCCACAACAACUCCAAACAUGGCCGACGGGCCCGCAGGCUCGACACCACGGAAGGAACGCCAUCUUACCUAGAGCACGCAGCAGCACCCUGUAUCAAAGCCAUCAGUCCGAGCGAGGGCUGGACUACAGGGGGCGCCACAGUCAUCAUCAUAGGAGACAACUUCUUCGAUGGUCUCCAAGUCAUCUUUGGCACCAUGCUGGUUUGGAGCGAGCUGAUCACGCCCCAUGCCAUCCGGGUGCAGACCCCGCCCAGACACAUCCCCGGAGUCGUCGAGGUCACCCUGUCUUACAAGUCCAAACAAUUCUGCAAAGGCACACCGGGAAGGUUCAUAUACACAGCAUUGAAUGAGCCUACCAUAGACUACGGCUUCCAGCGGCUUCAGAAGGUCAUCCCGCGACACCCUGGAGACCCUGAGCGACUGCCCAAGGAGGUUAUUUUGAAGAGAGCAGCCGACCUGGUAGAAGCUCUAUAUGGGAUGCCCCACAACAACCAGGAGAUCAUUCUGAAGCGGGCGGCAGACAUCGCAGAAGCUCUCUACAGCGUUCCUCGAGGCCACACCCAGCUCUCAGGCUCCACCCACACCGGCAUGAUGGGCGUCAACUCCUUCACUGGGCAACUGUCUGUCAACGUCUCAGAACCUUCACAGGCCAAUCAGGGUUUUGUACGCAGCAGCAGUAGUGCAUCUCCCCAUGGCUAUGUGCCCAGCACCACCCCUCAGCAGAACAGCUACACCUCAGUCACCAGCACGAUGAACGGCUACGCUAACAGCGCUGGCAUGGGCAACCUGGGCGGCUCGCCAACUUUCCUCAACGGGUCUGCAGCUAACUCGCCUUACGCUAUUGUCCCAUCCAGCCCCACCAUGGCCUCCUCCACCUCCCUCCCCUCCAACUGCUCCUCCUCCUCUGGUGUCUUCUCCUUCUCCCCGGCCAACAUGGUCUCCGCGGCCGUUAAGCAAAAGUCGGCCUUCGCCCCGGUGGUCCGGCCCUCCUCCUCGCCCCCGCCCUCCUGCACCAGCGCCAACGGCAACGGGCUGCAAGAUCAGUCGUUCGUGGACUCUAGCAAGUACUCGACAGCCAGCUCCCUACAAGGCCUGGCCUUCACCUGAAUAAUUCCUGGAAUGAUCGUUCCACCCAUGUGAAGGUGUUCAUGUGUUCACACGUGUGCGUGUGUGUGCGUGUGUGUGUGUGUAUGUAUAUAUGUAUGCGCCCGCAAUGCGCAUAUUUUGUGUGUUUGUGUGUACGUGAGAUGAACGCAGCACACUCACACCAGGCGUGGGGAAGAAUGCCAGUACCCGUCAGACUCCGGUCAGCGAUCGGACCGGCUGUCCGACUUUGAAGGACUGAACCCGAACUCAGGCCCGUUCUGCCACGAACACAACCUCACACAGGCGACCGCGGAGGAGGGGACACGGGAAGACAAAAGACUUCUGAACUGUUUGCGACGAAAUAACUUCUUUAAACUUUGUACACCUUGACACUUUUAUAAAAGAGAAAGGCCACACCUAUAUUACCCAUGACACCUCUCCCUCGGUGGAUACAGGAAGUGUGUUUAUUUUGGAGAGAAUCCGCUUCCUCCUCCCUUGAGCGAUUGUUCCUUUGUUUUGCUUCUUUUUCUUUCUUUUUUUUUUUUGCUUUUGUGCAAAUUUACGUGUGAUACUCAUCCUCCAAAUGUAAACACAAGGGGGGGGGGUUCUAUUUAUGACAUUUAAUCAUCGAUGAAGGAAUCUAAUGUGAAGAACGGACAGCCGCCUAGCGACGAAGACGCCGAUGAGGAGCGCAGCCACUUAUGGUCACGCUGACAAGGGACCGUUGGAUUUGUACAGGGUCAAAUUCACACACCCCUCCCCCUCCCACCCACCCACCCAAAAGUAAACGAAACCAGACGUACGCGUCACUUUUCUGUGCCAUGCCAAAACCGCAUUGCCAUGGCAGCUGUAGUGACUGGCAGCCAUUACACACGACGGUGGGCGACACGUUACUGUCGCAGCAGUUCUUCAGGCUUUGCAGCGGUGGGUUUUCGGUCGUUGAGCUGGGUGGUUCACGAUAUGCCGGAGCCGCCCCCCCCCCCCCCCCGACGCUGCAGAUAUACACGCCGUGUGAAUCUGAGCAUUUAAUGCAUGCAUGUUGCACCGCUUCCUCGGUGUGGCUCCGGCUGUAAGGUAAAAAAUGCCAUUAUGUGGAAAGGCGCACGUGCUUUUCGGUUGUUUCGGGUGUGAGAAGGCGCAAGGACCCCUUUGACAAACCUGAGCUAACAUGGAAACCCACAACUACAGUGCUAAACCCUCGAACUCAGUUCAGCCCCCCCCCCCUAUUUUUUUUCUCCUCAGUUGCACUGGACCGGUUACCCCACGCUUCUGAGCCGUCCCGGUCGCUGCUCCACCCCCCCUCUGCCGAUCCGGGGAAGGCUGCAGACCACCGCAUGCCUCCUCCCAUACAUGUGGAGUCGCCAGCCGCUUCUUUUCACCUGACAGUGAGGCGUUUCACCAGGGGGGACGUCGCUCGUGGGAGGAUCACGUUAUUUCCCCCAGUCCCCCCCCCCCGAACAGGCGCCCCGACCGACCAGAUGAGGCGCUAGUGCAGCGACCAGGACACACACCAACAUCCGGCUUCCCACCCGCAGACACUGCCAAUUGUGUCUGUAGGGACGCCCGACCAAGCCGGAGGUAACGCGGGGAUUCGAACCGGCGAUCCCCGUGUUGGUAGGCGCGACAUGGCCUCCUUAUUUCCACCGUGCAGCAUUAGAGAGAAGGUCUGCUAAUGCAGCGCAGAUGAAUCCCCUCCGGAGUGGCUUCCACCGUGCACAACCAUGAGGUUCAUAUACGGCUUUCCCACGUGUCCCCAAACCGUUCAGCUAGUCUGGGUGCCAAAAGCAUGCCUAGGAUUUGUACCAGCAGCACCCCGGCCACCGAGUCCCUCGCGCGGCUCCCUUGCCAUACGGUCCAGCGUGGCGUAGGGGACGAGGGGGGGACAGCGACGUCUUACGCACUGCUGCCAUUUGUGUCUUUGACUUCAAGUGUGAGUUUUACUUUUGCUCUCUGUUUCCUUUUGAGUUGAUGACGCCGCCGUAUUCAUAUUUGACUUCCUGUUUGCUGUGUUUUUGGGUUUUUCGCGUUUGAAACUGUGAUCACUCGGCCAAUCGGAUUGUGUUUCUUUCUUUUUUUUUCUUAUUUUGUUCCUUUGGUCCGGCUUGACAGAACAAAUUUAAAUGCAAAACAAGCCAACGGUGUGUCUUAAUGGUUAUGCUGCAAAAAAAACAAAACAAAACAAAUUAAGAUGAACAAACCUCUUUAUCUCUAAUGAAGUCUUAAAAUUCAGUUUUUCUCGCAAAGGUGAGAAAAACCUGCACCGAGGGGGAGCUCGUGCGACUCGUCUCCAGACCGUUUUUUUUUUCACCCGCAUUCCGGGAACUCUGCCUCUGAUUGGCUAGUACUCGUUGCCUCCGUUGGUUAGGUUGGUUAAGGUUAGGGUUAGGGUGGGGUUAGGGGAUAGGGUUAGCCAAUCAGAGAUAGAGUAGG